This is a messenger RNA of Osmia bicornis bicornis, 672 nucleotides long. RefSeq lists its product as uncharacterized. Lineage: Eukaryota; Metazoa; Arthropoda; Insecta; Hymenoptera; Megachilidae. Gene Ontology annotation, biological process: DNA integration. The record is from RefSeq and is a predicted model, not a curated record. Gene Ontology annotation, molecular function: nucleic acid binding. The transcript has a single exon. Bases 1 to 672 code for a protein of 223 amino acids.
AUGGGCCAACUACCCUUCUCUCUACCAUCACGACCAUUCGUUUACACCGGCGUCGAUUAUACGGGACUGAUCACAUUGAAGAAUUUAAAAGGAAGAAGCUCGAAAACGAUAAAAGGAUGGAUCUGCGUGUUUGUCUGUUUCUCCUCAUCAGCAGUUCACCUUACGGUUGUCAGCGACUACUCAACCGAAGGAUUUCUGGCAGCCUACAGAAGAUUUUCGUCGAGAAGUGGGAUCGCUCACAAAUUGUACUCUGACUGUGGCACAAAUUUCAUUGGAGCUCAGGCGGAGCUCAAACGCCUGUUUACGUUAAGUUCAAAGGAGCACCAAUACGCCGCAUCGAUUCUCUCAGCAGACAGCACUCAAUGGAUGUUCACCCCACCAGCAGCUCCUCACAUGGGAGGAAAAUGGGAAGCUAUGGUGAAAUCGAUCAAGUUCCAUCUCAGAAGAACUAUUGGCGAGCUCUUAUUAACAUUUGAAGAGUUUUCCACUCUCCUCACACAGAUCGAAGCGGUGCUCAACUCAAGACUAUUGGAACCGCUCAACGACGAUCCCGACGACAUGUCUGCGCUCACACCAGGCUCCAUCGGCUUAGCGCUUAAUUCAGUACUAGAACCAUCGCUGCUCGAAGUGUCAGCAGGUCGACUCUCCAACUGGCAACUGAUUCAACAAUGA